Molecule: messenger RNA, 600 nt
Organism: Zasmidium cellare ATCC 36951
Lineage: Eukaryota; Fungi; Ascomycota; Dothideomycetes; Mycosphaerellales; Mycosphaerellaceae
Exons: 3
Coding region: 1-600 (199 amino acids)
Source: RefSeq, a predicted model, not a curated record
AUGGACGAGCGUGCGAGCAACACCGCUCGCUUCUACCACAGCGAGUACGAUAAGGCGUACAAGAUGUUCCUUGACGGCGAAAAGGAGGCGUCCGACGAUGCAUGCUGCGAGCUUAUCUCCGAUUUCCAAUGUCCCCGACUCCUCCAGAUCCAAGCAUGGCAAUUGAGAUCUGUCUGCACCGAGGAUUACUGGCUGGCUCGAAGUCAUCUCAUCAAUGGCCUCGACUUGAUCGCAAGCCUGCAGGAUGAUGAGGAGCCCCUGGUGAAACAGACCAAGGAGCACACGACUCGCAUGCUUGAACAGCGGGAUGCCGAGUGGAAGGCAUACUGGGCGGAGACGGGUCAAGAUGCCCCGAAGGAGCAGCGUAUGGAGGAUACGUACGUCGUAUCUGGAAGUCGGGAAGAGCACGAGAUGGGAGAGUCGAGUCCCCAAGGAGAUAGAGAUGAGGCUGCCAUUGAGAAGCAGCGGGAGCGUCCGGGCCGUUUGGAAUUGGGAGAGAAGGAUGGCGAGAUCGGUGGAGUCGAGGUCGAGUCGGGAGCUACGGCGAUGAAGACGACGUCCCAGAUGGGCGGAGAGGAUGAGGAUGGGAUGGCACAGUGA